AAGAAAAAAUAAACACAACAAAAUAAGUUGGAGCAAAAAUUAGCAUUCCAAUUGUGUAAAUAUAGCAUUUCUAUUAACAAUUAAAAAUUCAGAACUGUUUUUGUUUUUAAACAAGUUCUUAAUAGGUAUAGUGCGUUUGAAACACAGCUUAAAGUUAUUGCACAUGUGCAAACGUCAAAGCUUGAAAGAAAUUCCAGCACAAAGUACACGUACAAGAAUCCCUUGUACAUAAACCACCCACAGUGGGCGUCAUAAACAAGACCAAAGUUUCCAUUUGUCGUCGGUCUGCAUGAAUAGCUGCGCAGAAAUUCCAAUGUGAGAAGAUUUUUCUGCCACAAGAGCCAUUUAGUGUCCGUGGCAACAACCCUCGGUUGCAGCGAACUAUUGCUUUGGAGCAAAUAUAAUUCCUUUGCAGCGACAGUUUUCAGAGGACCUUCGUCGAAGUUGGAAGCAAAAAUUGAAUAGUCUCUAAAGUCAGAGUUCCAUAUUGUGUCAGAAAGCAGCAUUGUAAAGCAGUGGCCAAAGAGAUACCAGCAACUACAGUUCAGAAAUCCUAUAUACUAUAGUACGCGUUUUUGAACGUAUUGCGCGAAAUAUCGAUUAAAGUGUGAAAAUCUUUUAAGAAAUAUUAAGUUUCAGUUGAAACAACAUUAAAGUAAAAAAAGGAAAGCGUUUUUAAAACGGCUUUUACAUAAUAUUUGCCAUAUCUAUUUCGUUUCAGAAAGCCCAGAUUGAAAUUAAUACUUCCAAAUUUAUCGAUUUGUAAUUGGCUCUUCAAUAAAACAAAGUGAAAAAAUUGCCACUUACACCUCGCAAAAUUUUCUGUCGAAAGGUAAUAAAAGCGAAAAUCUCGUAACUAUCGUGCACUAGUAAACGCAAAUUAAAGUCGGCCAUAAACGUUUUAACAUUGAAAAGUUCACAUUUGAAAAAAGUAAAAAAAAAAAAAUUGGAAAAACGUUGAAAAAGUAAAAUCUGCAAAGUAGUCAACAGCCACAGCGACUCAGGUGCAAAAAAUUUGUAGUGCUCAACUCAAAAGUGUUCGUAAAACGCGAGAGAUUCGUGAGAACUUGUGCUACACGCGAACAAACAACCCCUGAUUUCUCAUUCAGGGUACCUACUUUUUGCAUUCCAAAAAUUUCGUGACGCGCGUGUCAAAUCGACCACCCACAAACGAACUAAGAAAACUAAGAACAAAAUCACAUCUGCAUGCGAACCACCAUUCGUUUUCGUUGCUCUUCCACGCACUAGAUACUACCUUAACUUUAUAAUCAGACCCUCGUCAAAGAGUCUGUAUUAGAAACAACAAAAUUUCUUACUUAGAGCCACAUACUCCCACCAAUACAUAAACUCAUCGUUUGGUGUGCCAGUAAGUGCAACUUUGCGAAAAUAUUUUGCAAUAAACGGAAUUUGUAAAAGAAGCAAACAAAAAGCUAGUGGUCAAGUAUGUUCUCUGGUCUUACAAAUCAAUUCACUUCGUUGGUAGGCGCCGUUAAAGGCGGUCAAGCCGACGAAGAUGUGCCUGCACCCACCCAGGAUGCUGCUGCCGCUCCGGAAGCAUCCGCUGCUGCCGUUACAGCAGCAACAGCACCAGCUGCAGGCGCAGACCAAACUGCGAAUGCGGCUGGCGUUAGUGGGGAGCAGCUUAUGGAAGGUGAAGAGGGUGCUAAAAGCGGCGCAAACAUCGUUGAUCAAUUCCUCACAGAAGCAACCGGUUGGUUGGGAAGUGCCAAAGGCUGGUUAGGCAGUGCCAGCGCCUCAAUUCCAUCGAUGCCGGCAAUGCCUACCAUGUCUAUGCCAUCAAUGCCAGCUAUGCCAGCCAUGCCGUCGAUGCCCUCCAUUCCGGGGCUGCGCAAGGGUGGCGCCGAAGCUGGUGAGGGUGUCGCCGCCGAUGGCGCUGUUCUCGAGAGCGGAGAUGCUACAGGUGCCGUGAGUGGUGAAGAUGAUGACAAAUCGAGGUACAUUAGCGCUACAGAGGGUGCCGAUUCGCAUCCCGCUUCCGGCGGUGGCACCCCCACUGGCGAUGAGGGUCAAAUCGGACAGGGUAAGGGCGAAGAAGCGAACAUUACCACAAAAGUAACGCAACAGGCAAAGCAUUUUGGUUCAUUCUUGUCGUCGGCAAUAAAUAAGGCGGGCGCCAAAAUCAAGGAGACUGUCAAGGAGAAUCCCAUACUCGAGUCCUUCAACAAAGAACAGGAAGCCUUUAUGAAAAGUCAAGGCGGUCAAGAUUCCGGUGCUGCAGCUUGGAUCGGACACCCCAACGAGGCUAAGAUCAAAGAGGAAAUACUCGGCCUCUCACAGGAUCGUCGUAAUUUUGUGCGCGCACCACCAGCCGGUGUUGAUUUCGAAUUCAACUAUGAUACAGCGUAUCCCACAGCUAUUGCCAUAAUGGCCGAAGAUAAGGCGCUGGAAACGAUGCGAUUUGAAUUAGUGCCCAAAAUCAUCACCGAAGAGAAUUUCUGGCGGAAUUAUUUCUAUCGCGUUUCACUAAUUAUUCAGGCAGCCGAAUUAGGUACACUUGGCGCUGAUGGCGUUGGUCAGGCCUCGAGCGGCGAAGACGCAAUGACUUUUAAUUAUUAAAAUGAAUGAAUUAAGUCACGAAAGAUGUUAAUAACAAAACCCCAAAAACUAAACUGCAUAUAACAAAACCAGAAAUAAUUUAAAAACAAAAAAUGUAUAUCAAUUAUCAAAAUGCAACGUGAAAUAUCUACUUUAAAGAAAAAUAAAAUAAAAAUAGACGUUAAAUGAGUACUUAACUAGCGAGCAUCAGUAAAGAUUCUAAAUUGACCAAACGCAAAUAUCACUAGAAAGAAUCAAAAGAAAUACGAAAUUACUAACGUGAUAAUGGAUGCAAUCACACAUACCCACACGUAAAAAUACCGGCAUAUUUUGAGUGCGAUCCGCGUAGUUAUUAAAUGGAAGAAUUCUUUACGUACACCAAAUUAGCCCACAGAUACUUCUAGUUAAAUAUGUACAUACAUACUACAUUUAAAAACUAUAUAUAUGCUUAGUAUGUAUAAGUGUGUUAGCAAUAGAUAAAACAACAACGAGUACUACAGUAACAAUAAAAAUAACAGAAAAUAACUACAUGCUGAACUACAUGAAUAGUAGGUACAUACAUACAUGCAUUUUUGUGAUACACUUGCAGCCAAUUUAAAAACAAAUAAAACUUGCUUGAAGUAGUUCUUUAUGGAUGAAACUUACUUAAAGUUAUGGUUACGUUUAAUAGUAUAAAAUAUUUCCAAGUAAUUUUAUUUUUUAUUAAUGCGGCUGUUAAAGUUUUUACGGGGUGAUUGGUAAUUUCAUGAAUUACUUAUUUUAAGUUCGUUAAAAAUCAGUGGUUUACUUCCUUACUAUUACUUUCUGGUUAGUAUAAUCAAAUACUUUCAUACCUUCUAAAAAAAUUUACCAAAGAAUAUCUGAACAAGACAAUUUGGAAUUUUUUAUUUUUUUUUUUUUUUGUCGAGCCUAGGGGUGCCAUUUUACAUGUUUCGGUGACACUUACAUAUAAAUUCAUAAAUUUUUUUUCCUUAUACUUUUUCUACGGCCGAGCUUAACUUCCAACGGCCUGUUAGAAAAAAACUUUUUCUAUUUUAAAUGUUACUCGGACCAGGGAUCGAACCCAGGUCCUACGGAGUACUAGCGCUCAGAGCUUGUGUGAGCAAAUCCAAUUUUUGGCAAAAAAAUGUCAGUUACGCGGUUUUAUACUUUAAACGACAAUAUCGCACACCUAGACCUAAAGUGAGCUAACUAAAAAUUCACAGAAGUAUAUUUAAUAGCUUGUGGAUCGCACAGAUUCAACGCAAUUAAUGCAAAGCCGGGUAUAACAGUAGUUUUUUAGUCAAUGAAUAUAAUUAUAAAGAAAAAAAUAUUUCGAUUACCGAUUUUUUGCUGUGUGCUGUGCUGUUAUACUCGUAAGUCGCAGGUCUUUGUUAUAUCAUUAUUUUAUUCUUAAAAGUGGAUUAAGAAAUUACCAACCACCCUGUAUUUUACGUCGUUUACCAUAAUAAAGAAUACUCAUAUACCACAUACUCUACUUUUAUUCAUCAUAUUUUAUGUACUUUCAUUUUCCAUUUAAAAUUACUAUUGCAUUUUUCGUUUCUGUCGAAUAUUUUUCGUUCGUUUUUGCCUAAAGCACGCUUCUACUCGCUACUACCCCGCCUUAGUGCUGUCGCCUAUUGAAUUUCUAAAUUUUUUUUUUCAUUUGCCUGGUGCUCAUAUUCGCUUUUGCUUUCUGCAUUUUUCCAUUUUCCGAAAUCAGUAAAUGAAAUUUAAAAAAAAAAAAAACAAAGCAAAAAUUAAUGAAACUGUAACAAAUAUAGUUUAUGAGUUAUUUUUAUUUGGUAGAAAAAAAAGAAAAUAUUAAGAUUAUAAUUUCCUUUGAAAGGUACUAUGAGCGAAAGUACUCUACCGAAACACAAACAAUAAUUUAUGGUUAAUAUAUUGUCUGCUUCAAUUAGUAAUUCGUACAAAAACAAAACAAAAAAAAACCAAUUUGACUUAACGAAAAAAUUCAUAAUUAUU
Rhagoletis zephyria (snowberry fruit fly) is the source of this 4521-nucleotide messenger RNA. RefSeq names its product Synapse-associated protein 47kD (gene Sap47). The record is from RefSeq and is a predicted model, not a curated record. Gene Ontology annotation, biological process: regulation of short-term neuronal synaptic plasticity; TORC2 signaling. NCBI's taxonomy places the organism in Eukaryota, Metazoa, Arthropoda, Insecta, Diptera, Tephritidae. Gene Ontology annotation, cellular component: nucleus; synapse; cytoplasm.